Messenger RNA from Erythranthe guttata (spotted monkey flower), 2085 nucleotides. NCBI's taxonomy places the organism in Eukaryota, Viridiplantae, Streptophyta, Magnoliopsida, Lamiales, Phrymaceae. The record is from RefSeq and is a predicted model, not a curated record.
GGAAAAUGUCUAUCAGCAGUUGCAGAAGUUGCACUUUCUUUCUUGGUCCCGGCCCCGUAUCAAUUGGCCUUGCCUACUUCAAUGCCAAUGCCUGGUAAACAUGUAGAAAAGACAGUUGAGAAGGCGGGCGCUCUUUUCAUCCAACUAGAAAUAUCAUAAGAGAAGAAAUCUCUGACGCCUAAAACUCCCAUGCCUUUCUUGGAAAAACCAAGGCCAUUUCCGACAAGUCUUUCUUCAUUUUUUGGGGGGAGCAGAGUAGUCCAAAAGUCAACCACACAAAAUGAUUGUUCUAGAAUGUCUAUUCCUCACAAUUGCUCCUUGUGAUGCAGCAGAACCAUGGCAAUUAGGAUCUCAAGAUGCAGCAACACCUAUGAUGCAAGGAAUUAUAGACUUAUAUCACGAUAUAUUUUUCUUUUUUAUUCUGAUUUUUUUUUCGUAUCAUGGAUCUUGGUUCGCGCUUUAUGGCACUUCCACUAUCAAAAAAAUCCAAUCCCGCAAAGAAUUGUUCAUGGAACUACUAUCGAGAUUAUGUGGACCAUAUUGCCGUCUAUCAUCCUGAUGUUCAUUGCUAUACCAUCAUUUGCUCUUUUAUAUUCAAUGGACGAGGUAGUAGUAGAUCCAGCCAUUACUAUCAAAGCUAUUGGACAUCAAUGGUAUUGGACUUAUGAGUAUUCGGACUAUAACAGUUCCGAUGAACAGUCACUCACUUUUGACAGUUAUACGAUUCCAGAAGAUGAUCCAGAAUUGGGUCAAUCACGUUUAUUAGAAGUGGACAAUAGAGUGGUUGUACCAGAAAAAACUCAUUUACGUAUUAUUGUAACACCUGCUGAUGUACCUCAUAGUUGGGCUGUACCUUCCUUAGGUGUCAAAUGUGAUGCUGUACCUGGUCGUUUAAAUCAGACCUCUAUUUCGGUACAACGAGAAGGAGUUUACUAUGGUCAGUGCAGUGAGAUUUGUGGAACUAAUCAUGCCUUUAUGCGUGCGCCCGGAAACAUAGGCCGACUGCUGAGCCCACUCUGGCUCAGCCGCACCACCCCAGGGUGCCCGAGAAGCAAGCUAUUACAGCGAGCGGCUGGAGCAGUAUGGAGCCGAGGAGCAAGGCAGUAGAUAAGAUAGAAGAAGGGGCCAGGCUCCCGGUGGAGGAGAGGAGACGGUUAGGAUAACGAACUUGAAACGCGGAGCCCGAGCGGCCGGCGAGCGAGUGGUUAGUGGUCAAUAGCGCCCUAGUUGAUGGCAUUCCUCUCUGCGGCUGGCACUCGAGGAACCACGGGACACUCCAUACAGAGCAAGCAAGUCUUAGGGAUGAGACGCCCGCGCAAGGACCUCAAUUCUCAUUAGGAGGUCAAACCAAGGACCUAUGGAAGUCGGGGCUACCCCGUCCCCAUGGGCAACGCAACAGUGUCCCUGAGGGAGGAGUUUAGAGGCCUUAUAGUAGCACGGACUUCUUUUUCUUUCUAGGUCAUGCGAAGGGGGCCAGUCCAAGAUCGUACUGUUCCUCUACAAAGACAAGAGACGCUCUCAACGGCUAGGCGCCACUCUCUUUCUGAGUUAUUCCAGCUUCUUUAUGAUUUCGUGCCGCGGUGAACAAACAAAAAAAAGAGGGCCGUCUCGGCGGAAGGAGAAGGACCUGCAACGGCAGAGACUGCUGACCCUCUUCUUGUCUUGUUUUUAGCCGUAUGUUACGAGUCCGGGAAGCCUCCUCAAUUUGAGGGAUCCCUCAAAAUAAAAAUUGAGAAGUCAAAAACCUUCCUCCUGCUAAUCCGGCCAUUUCUGAACCUGUCUUUCUCACCCUAUUCAAUUCAAUGAGGACUUCUCAAUUCUUGCGAUUCCCAACUCCCUGAGCUUAUUCUUAUUAUAUAUUAUUAUCAAUUCAAAAAAAGGGUUAGGGUUCCAAACGGCAAAUAUAGGUUCAAUGAUCUCUUUCUUCGAUAGACCGGUCCGGCGCCCCGCGUGGUUAUAUUCGUACAUGUUCCGACUCGCCGGUCAUUAUGGAUAUAGUGGCAUGGCGAGUCAAAGGGGGGGAGUUCUUCUGAAAAAAAUGGAUCGAUGGGAACCCAACAUCAACAUAGCAGAGUGGCCAACCAA